Molecule: messenger RNA, 289 nt
Organism: Striga hermonthica
Lineage: Eukaryota; Viridiplantae; Streptophyta; Magnoliopsida; Lamiales; Orobanchaceae
Source: the annotation of a GenBank genome assembly
AUGUCGAUCCAAUCCUUAGUUAGCGAGGUUAAAAAAGAAAUCUUGUGCUCCGGCGAUUAUGAUACGGCUUGGCUUGCGAAGAUCCCACACCGGGAAAAUGGAAAUGGUCAAAAGUUCCAGAAUUGCCUGAAUUGGAUUGUUAAGAGCCAGAAAGAGGGAAGGUUUUGGGGAGAAACCGAAGAAGACGAUAACCGACUGAUCUCCAUUGAUGUUUCGCCUGCAACUCAUGCUUGCUUAGUGGCUCUCAAAUCAUGGAACGCUAGCCAAAAUCAUAACUCUAUUGAGAAAG